AUGAGGUCUAGUCAGUGAUCCUUGGGCAAAACCAGUUUGUGAAGCCAAACAGUACGAUCAAUUGAUUAUGGCUGCAAUAUUUUUGCUCCUUCUUCUAAUUACUGAAAUCUCCAUCUCAACUGCUCAACAAAAUGAUACCAAAAUCAGUAUAGGCUCUUCUAUCUCUCCUUCCACCAACAGGUCAUAUUGGCUAUCAAAUUCUGGCCAGUUUGCAUUUGGAUUCUACAAACAAGGCAAUGGUUUCGCCAUUGGAAUCUGGUUUGAGAUGAUAAAGGAGAAGACAGUCAUAUGGACAGCCGACCGGGAUCAACAACCACUCCCACAAGACGUAACACUGCUUUUGAAUAGUGAUGGUAGGCUUGUUUUGCAAAAUAAACAAGGUCAACAAAUUCCCGUGGGGGAUUUCCCUUUGGCUGCUGCCUCAGCUUCUAUGCUUGAUUCAGGUAAUUUUGUCCUCUACAACGCAGACUCUAAGAAGAUAUGGCAGAGCUUUGAACAUCCAACAGAUACCCUUAUAUCGGGACAACAUUUGGACACAGAAAAAAUUCUCGUCUCAGCUGUCUCUGAGACAAAUCACUCAUCCGGAAGAUUUCAACUCAUCAUGCAGAGUGAUGGUAAUCUAAUCCAACGUCCAGCAAUCAGUGGUCUACCAUAUUUUACUUACUGGUACUCGGACACUCGUAAAGAAGGAGACCCAAAAAUAAUUUUGAAUCUUACACUCAACGGUCAACUAGACCUACUCAGUUCUACAAGUGGGAGCAUUGUAAAGACAAUUCAUGCUGCAGACUGGCGACGAUUCAGGAACAAUGUUACCUAUCGUCUGGCAAUUGAUGCAGAUGGAAUAUUAAGAAUGUAUUCUCACAGUUUGGUUCAGGUUAAUAGCAGCUGGAAUAUCGAAUUUGUAACUACUGAUAGGUGUGCUCCUACUGGAUUGUGCGGCAUGAAUGCAUAUUGUGUUCUUGAAAAUGAAGAACCCAACUGUACAUGUCUUCCUGGUUUUGAUUUCAUUGAUCAACGCCAGAAAAGUUUGGGGUGUGAUAGGAAUACAAGCAUAUAUUAUUGCACAGUUGAUCAUCACGAUGUAGUUUCUCUUAAGGUAUUUGAUGGAGUGGUGUGGGAAAACAACUCAUACUCUUUUGUUCCAAUGAAUAACAAGAUUGCUUGUGAGCAGGCUUGCUUGAAAGAUUGUAACUGCGAAAUUGCUUCAUUUGCGAACAACAUAUGCAACAAACUUAUGUUUCCUCUAAGACACGCCAAAGUUGAUGAUACACAAAGUGAUGCAACGACCAUUGUAAAAGUGCUUAAUGGAAGUUCCUGGACAAAAGAAGACACCUCGUCUUUCAAAGAAACCAAGAAAGGCCAGGCACUGCAUAUCUUAAUCAGUGGUAUUGUGUGCCUAAUAUUUUCUGUAAUUAUUCUUUUCUUUUCAGCGUUCCUAUUUUGCAGAAGCCAUUUCCACUCUAAUAAAAAGGUUCAAAGAUCCGAUGAAGGGCUAUUGAUGGCAGAUGAAGUACUGACCGUUCGAUCAUUUACUUUCAAGGAGCUUGAAUUCGCUACCAAUUUCUUCGUCGAGCAAUUGGGCAAGGGUUCUUUUGGGACGGUGUUUAAAGGAAAGUUAAGAUUCCCAGACGGGGAGAAAGCCAUUGCUGUUAAAAGACUAGAGAAAGUUGCAGUCGAAGGAGAGGUUGAGUUCUUAAAUGAAAUAAGAUCCAUUGGUAGAACUCACCACAAAAAUCUGCUUCGUCUGCUUGGUUACUGCCAUGAAGAAUCAAACAGGCUGCUAGUAUAUGAUUACAUGAGCCAUGGAUCACUGUCAAACUUUCUCUUCAAAUCAGAGGUGAAACCACAUUGGGAUGAAAGACUCAGAAUAGCUUUGGGCAUUGCUAGGGGCAUCCGAUAUCUACAUGAAGAAUGCGAGAAUAAGAUCAUUCAUUGUGACAUAAAUCCCAACAACAUAUUGAUCGAUGAAAACCGUUGUGCUAAAAUUGCAGAUUUUGGAUUAGCAAAGCUACUGAUGCCAGAUCAAACAAGGACGAACACUGGAAUAAGAGGAACGAGGGGGUUUGUUGCUCCAGAGUGGCACAAGAACCUGCCUAUUACUACAAAAGCUGAUGUGUAUAGCUUUGGAAUUGUUCUCUUUGUGAUCAUAUGUUGUCGUCCUAGUGUUGAUGCAAGGGUUCCUGAGAAAGAAGCCAUCUUGGUAGACUGGGUUGAUGAGUGUUUUAGGAUGAAUAAACUGAGAACUCUAUUUCAAGAUGAAGAAGUGAACGAGCAGGAGUUUGAUAGAUUGGUGAAGAUUGGGCUUUGGUGUAUCCAAGAAGACCCAACAAGUCGUCCCGCAAUGAAGAAGGUAGUCUCCAUGUUUGAAGGGACUCUAGACAUUCCUGUUCCACCAUGUCCUACUUCUUGCAACGACUCCUCGUAUUUCCUAGAUAUGGAAUAGCUAAUGCUUAAUGAGUUUCUAUUCUAUUUGUAGUUUGAUAUUUGCUUUGUGUUUUUUUUCUUCUUCUUCUUCUUAAAUAAAUUUAUUGAAUGUAUUCACAAUAUUGUUAAACAAAUUUAUGUUAAAUUUGACAACACUCAUGAGGCUCCAUCUAAAAACUAAUUGGUAAUUAGUGGACUUACUCAUAUUUUUAUUAAUGAAUAUAUAUUCUUACACUUA
Humulus lupulus (European hop) is the source of this 2662-nucleotide messenger RNA. RefSeq names its product G-type lectin S-receptor-like serine/threonine-protein kinase LECRK1. The record is from RefSeq and is a predicted model, not a curated record. The transcript has a single exon. Gene Ontology annotation, molecular function: ATP binding; protein serine/threonine kinase activity. Lineage: Eukaryota; Viridiplantae; Streptophyta; Magnoliopsida; Rosales; Cannabaceae. Gene Ontology annotation, biological process: protein phosphorylation; recognition of pollen. The coding region runs from base 68 to 2443 and encodes 791 amino acids.